This is a messenger RNA of Olea europaea var. sylvestris, 1071 nucleotides long. Its product is annotated as B-cell CLL/lymphoma 7 protein family member A-like. Lineage: Eukaryota; Viridiplantae; Streptophyta; Magnoliopsida; Lamiales; Oleaceae. The record is from RefSeq and is a predicted model, not a curated record. The transcript has 3 exons. Bases 157 to 708 code for a protein of 183 amino acids.
UAAAAGGAACUUAUUUCACGUAGAAAUUUUUUACAGAGAGAGCCGAUAUUUGCCCAUAAGAUAUUCCUGCACAGCACCGAAAACCAAUCGGAGGAAUUGCCGUGCUGAGUUGCCGUAGAUUCGCUCCCGCAGCCACAGCAGGCUUUAUAUUGAGGAAUGGAGGGAGUAGGAGCUAGAUUCGGGAGGUCCUCAUCUAGGUACGGCCCCUCCAGUGCCACCGUCUUCACGGGCCCGGUGCGUAAGUGGAAGAAGAAGUGGGUCAAUGUGCCGCCCUCCAAUUCCAACCAAGCGGCAACAAACGGCAUCGUUAAUGGCUCCUCCCACCUCUUGCUCUACAAGUGGACUCCAAUCCAAAAGAAAGACAAUAAUGACAAUAACAUCAAUGAGAAUAUUAACGGCAAUGAUGACUCCAAGAACUCCGAUAUAGAUGACUCCGUCGAUGUAGAGAAGCCGCCCAAACGUAAAUUCAAGUAUAUUCCGAUUGCCUUGCUGGUAGAACAAAAGAACGAGUCCUCAGAAGAGGUUGAUGAUGAAGCUAAAUCAACUGAAGCAGACAAAAAUGCAGAUGAUGGAACCCCCAAUACUGAUGGCUGUGAUGAAAAACCUGACAUCAAUGAUGUACCCAUGGACGAAAAUCAGGUCCUCGAGAAUAAUCCUGUCGAACGGCAAGAUCUGAAUGAAAGCACACUGGACUUGAGUCUGGGCUAGAAAGCUUGUGACGGUCAAAGUGAAUCCAACUCAAAAAGCUGAGAAAAUUAAAGAUGAUCAAUUGAAAAGAGUGAAUUCUAGGAACGCAGUAUAGAACUCUCAAAGAAACUAUAUUUUUUCUUUGACUUUCCAUUGAGCAGGUUACUUAAAAAGUUAAAUUUGACGCAGUUAUGCGUCGAACUUUAGCUUCUUGAACCCCACCCCUCCCCCGCGCCCCUAUUGAGGCAAUUGCAAUCUAUGCCAUUUUUUUCUGUUAGGUACCAUAUAUAUUUUUUCUAAUGAUAGAAUCAGAUUUUCCAGAUUGUAGUUCAAUAUUUUCCUCGAUUAUUCCCUUGCAUGAAAUAGAAUUCCUUGUGAACUGCA